Messenger RNA from Papaver somniferum (opium poppy), 1709 nucleotides. RefSeq names its product serine carboxypeptidase-like 18. Gene Ontology annotation, molecular function: acyltransferase activity, transferring groups other than amino-acyl groups; serine-type carboxypeptidase activity. Gene Ontology annotation, biological process: secondary metabolic process; proteolysis. The record is from RefSeq and is a predicted model, not a curated record. Bases 54 to 1562 code for a protein of 502 amino acids. The transcript has 12 exons. Lineage: Eukaryota; Viridiplantae; Streptophyta; Magnoliopsida; Ranunculales; Papaveraceae.
AUUAUGUAUAUGUGGUUGUCUUUGGUUUUUGUUGGUGUAAUCGACAACAAACAAUGACUAUUCCUCCUAUCCAGCUGCUGCUCUUCAUUUGCUUAUUGUUCUGUAUAUUAUUUUCUGCGAAUCAUUCAGAAGCAGUAGUCUCAAGUGGUAACCUGGUAACUUAUCUUCCUGGAUUAGCAAUUCAACCUCUUCCUUUCCAUCUAGAAACUGGGUAUAUAGGUGUUGGUGGUGGUAGUAAUAGCAAAUCAUCCUCACACGGUGACAGUGAUGAUGAAGGUGCUAAUCAAUUGUUUUACUACUUUUUCAAGUCGGAGAGAAAAGAAGCUCCUCUUGUUUUAUGGCUCACCGGUGGUCCUCGUUGCUCCGGGUUGAGUCCUUUAGUUUUCAACAGAGGUCCUAUACAGAUUGAUAAAGUAGUGGAAUACAAAAAUGGUACUAGCUUACCAACAUUCAAAUUGAAUCCGUAUUCAUGGACAAAGAUUGCCAACAUGAUUUUCUUGGAUGAGCCUGUGGGCACUGGAUUCUCAUAUUAUUCAAAGUCCUCACAUGAUCAAUCACAAAUGGGUGACAUUCUAUCGGCUAGAAAUACUUACGAAUUUCUUGUAAAGUGGUUGAUUCAAAACCCAGAAUUCCAGUCUAACCCAGUUUACAUUUCCGGUGAUUCAUAUUCUGGCAUCAUUAUCCCAAUCAUUGUGCAAGAUUUGAUUAGAGAUAUUGAAGUCGGAAAGUACCCAUUUCUCAAUUUUAAGGGUUAUUCGUUGGGCAAUCCGGUUACCUAUCGCCGACUAGAAGAAAAUUCAUUUAUACCAUUUGCCCGUAACUUGGGGUUUGUAUCUUAUGAACUCUAUCAGUCAAUGAGGGUAAACUGCAGGGGAAAUUUUCUUAAUUUUGAUAUCUCAAAUGGGAAUUGUUCGGACGAUCGCCGGGAAUUUGAAGAGUUGGUCUCAGGAAUAAACCGAAAUCAAGUUACAGAACCCCUUUGUCAUAAUGCACUUACUACUUCCCCAAACCCCAAAGAGAUGUUGAAAAAUAGACGCCGAAGGUCUCUUGUUACAACCCGAGAAGGUUUACAUGCGUAUGAUGCUAGUUGCCCACGGAUGUAUACUUAUGUACUAUUGGAGCAUUGGGCAAACGAUAAUCGGGUUCGAAAAGCACUCCAUGUUAAAGAGGUUCGUACAGUUACGCUACCAGAAUUUGGUUCCUAUGAAAAAUGGAAUAGAUGCAACUAUGACUUACCCUACACCGCCGAAGUAACAAAUGCUAUAGAAUAUCAUCAGAACAUUAGCCCGAAAGGUUAUAGAUCUUUUAUUUACAGUGGUGACCAUGACAUGAUUGUUCCACAUAUAUCUACGGAAGCAUGGAUACGAACACUUGCCAACUUGUCCAUCACAGAGGAGUGGCGUCCGUGGUUCGUGGACGGACAAGUUGCAGGAUACACAAGGACUUACUCUAAUGGCUUAACAUAUGCGACGGUUAAGGGAAGUGGUCAUACAGCUCCAGAGUACACCCCAAAAGAAUGUUUGAACAUGUUUGAAAGGUGGUUUUCAAAUACUCCUUUGUAAAGGACUGAUAUGCAGAUUAAUAGCUCUAUCAAUUAGCGUCAGAAAUUUAUACAUUCUUAUUAUUUAUCUUUUAGUGUGGAAGUUAUUUUAUUUAUUUUGACUUGAAAGCACCAUUUGUCUAAGUCUUAACUUGAAGUGAAAGAAUUA